Messenger RNA from Pochonia chlamydosporia 170, 975 nucleotides. RefSeq names its product fungal specific transcription factor domain-containing protein. The transcript has 3 exons. Gene Ontology annotation, biological process: positive regulation of transcription by RNA polymerase II. Gene Ontology annotation, cellular component: nucleus. Gene Ontology annotation, molecular function: transcription cis-regulatory region binding; DNA-binding transcription factor activity. The coding region runs from base 1 to 975 and encodes 324 amino acids. Lineage: Eukaryota; Fungi; Ascomycota; Sordariomycetes; Hypocreales; Clavicipitaceae. The record is from RefSeq and is a predicted model, not a curated record.
AUGCACAGAAGCGACGGGGCAACUUGGCACCAAAAUGCGGCAAUUCGAGCGCUUCAAGGGGCUAUUCAAGCACCGGGGGAGGCUUGCGUUAUGAGAAUGAUGGCUGCAAGUAUGCUGUUGAGUACUUUUGAAUCCAUGAACUUUGACUCGUCGGAUCUGAGCUGGUCCAUAUUCUUCUGCGGAACCAAACGAAUCGCCGGCUUAGUGACGCAACAGCACGAGAGCUAUGUUGGCGACGAGUCGCUGAUCAUGGACUGGAUCUUCUAUCACGAUGUCAUGUACAAAUUUAGCAUCAAGCAUUGGAAAACCAAGAAUGAGGAUCAAAUUCAAUUGGCGGCGCAGGAGAAGAUUAUUUCCAAGGCAAUCUUUUCGGCUGAAAGACAGACUGUGGUGCCCAUCGCAGGCUGUUCGUUGGAACUUCUCGAUCUACUGUGUCAGGUCAUUGAUGCCGUUCACGAGCGAAAUAGCCCUGAACAUCGAUCUAAACCACAUCUCAAAGUGCUUCGGUCCCUCGAAAUCCGACUACAUGAUCUGUCGCAGCGCCAGUCAGGUGUAUCGUCAUCAGAUUCAACGGAAAAUGAUAACGCCAUCCACUCCGAGCAAGUUGCGGAGCUUUACCGACUCGCAGCGCUAAUUUAUCUGUUUCUGAUUGCCAAAGGCGAAUCUACCAGUUACCCAGGUGCAAUCACGGCCAUUACAAAAGCAUUUGAGCUUCUUUCCGCGGUGGAGCAUUGCGAACGCCCAUGGCCAUUGUUCAUCAUUGGGCUGGCAGCAAAUACGGAGGACCAACGGCUUAGUGUUCUGCGGGUGAUUGAACAGUCUCUGGCGCUGCAACCUCUCGGUGCAAUGGCUUUAGCGGAUAGGAUGAUACGAGAUGCGUGGGUGCAGCAGGAUCUUGAUGACGGAGGAUUGGACAUGUUGAAGUUGUAUGGGCAAGUCAUUAGUCGAAAUCGCGUCCCUCCUUGCUUCACAUGA